CAAAGACCCGCCGCCACUGGCCCAGGUCAUAACUCUCGACCGCGUCGACCGAACGACCAACUUUUACCUGCCAUCACACCUCCCUUCUUACUAAUCAAUUCCUCUUGUAUUUUCUUCCUCGCCCCCUACACCAUUCCUGCUCAACCCUGCCGUCACCCUCAUCUCCAAUUGCGCAAUUGGGGUCUUACCCGGCUUAUUUACUAUGAUCAUUGCCGUUCCGAGCUCAACCUGACGCCGUCAUGCGAUUCGGCGACCCUUCACAGCAGGUCCUCCAGUCGACCGGGUCCUUCACCGGCUACCGGCCUCUGCACCCGCUCGGAAAGGGUUAUCUCGAUGCCGCCGACGACUUCGAACACCCCUUCUGCGGCAACGAGGAGGGCUGGGGCCCGCUGAGUCCCUUCCGCUAUGAUUUUACGCCUUGCUUCGUUGACGUCUGGGUCUUCGCCGUCGCUGUCUUCGGCAUCCUCUGCGGCGCUCUCGCCGUCUGGUACGUUCUACGGCGAGAGAAGCCGAACGUCGCGUCGAGGGGCUGGCCCUUUUGGAUAAAGCAGUCCCUACUGGCCCUGAUCAUCGCCGACGUCGCCGUCCAGCUUGCUAUCCAGAUCGCCAACUUCCCGAAUAUAUGGUUUGGUGAUUUUCGGGUCAUUACCACGCUCCUUACCAUCGUUUCGCUCGGAGUUAUCUUCGCUAUUCAAUGGCUCGAGCACGGCCGCACGAGGAACGCCAACGGCGUCGUCUUAUUCUAUUGGCUCCUCCUCCUGGUCGCGUACGCCGUCAAGCUGAGGUCCCUAGUGUCGCAGCAGAUCUACGAUAGCAAUGUCGCGUACUUCGUAACAUACACCGUCGGGUUUGGCCUUUCCGCUAUCGAAUUUGCUAUCGAGUGGCUCUGGCCUGGGAAGACCGGUGGCUACGAGGUCUUGGUCGACGAGGAUGGAGAGGAAUGCCCGGCUGAAUAUGCGACCAUUUUCUCUCGUCUCACCUUUUCGUGGAUGACACCUAUGAUGGCAUAUGGAUACAAGCAAUACCUCACUGAGAAUGACCUUUGGAGUCUGUCUCCCAACGACAAAACCUCCGCGGCCGGAGAUAGGUUCGAGGAAGCGUGGAACUAUCAAUUGAAGCACAAGAAGCAGCCUUCCCUGUGGCUCGCUCUAUUUCACGCGUAUGGAGGGCCGUACGUGAUUGCCGGUUUUUUCAAAGCCGUCAACGAUAUUGCGGCCUUUACGCAGCCACAGCUCCUACGCUACCUUAUCAGCUUCGUGGAUUCCUAUGAGAAGGGCAUUAACCCUCAACCGCCGGUUAAGGGCGCUGCCAUUGCGCUUGCCAUGUUCGCCGUUGCAAUGUUGCAGACGACUAUGAUCCAUCAAUAUUUCCAAUUUGCGUUCACCACGGGCAUGCACAUCAAGUCGGGAUUGGCUUCGGCCAUCUACAAGAAGUCUCUGAAGCUCUCGAACGAGGGGAGGUCCACGAAGACGACCGGCGAUAUCGUUAAUUAUAUGGCGGUUGAUGCGCAGCGCCUCCAGGAUCUGACCCAAUUUGCGCAGCAGCUCUGGUCCGCCCCGUUCCAAAUCAUCAUUUGCAUGAUAUCGUUGUACCAGCUCGUGGGGUGGUCUAUGCUCUCGGGCAUUGCGGUGAUGAUCGUCAUGAUUCCCAUCAACGGCUUCAUCGCCAGAUUUAUGAAGCGCCUACAGAAACAGCAGAUGAAGAACAAGGAUGCGAGGAGCCGUCUCAUCACCGAGAUCAUCAACAACAUGAAAAGUAUCAAGCUCUACGCUUGGAGUGCUGCUUUCAUGAACAAGCUCAAUUACGUUAGAAAUGACCUCGAGUUGAAGAAUCUCCGCAAGAUCGGUGCCGGUCAAGCCUUCGCCAACUUCACCUGGUCCACUACCCCGUUCUUGGUGUCCUGCUCAACCUUCGCUGUCUUCGUCUGGACGCGCGACGUCCCGUUGACCACCGAGAUCGUGUUUCCUGCGCUCACUUUGUUCAACCUCCUCACUUUUCCGCUUGCUAUCUUGCCCAUGGUCAUCACCUCCAUCAUCGAAGCUACCGUUGCCGUCGGCCGUUUGACGGAAUAUCUUGCCGCCGAGGAGGUCCAACCUGACGCGAUCGCUAUCGACGCCGCAGCGGAGGACCGAGGAGACGAUUCGGUUGUCAUCAGAUCUGCGACCUUCUCCUGGAACCGCCAUGAGGCUAAGAACGUUCUGAAAGCCAUCGAUUUCACCGCUCGCAAAGGGGAGCUUACGUGCGUAGUCGGUAGGGUCGGAUCCGGGAAGUCGUCCCUGUUGCAGAGCGUUCUCGGUGAUUUGUGGAAAGUGGAUGGUCAAGUGCACGUCCAUGGCACGGUGGCGUAUGUCGCUCAGCAGCCGUGGAUCAUGAAUGCAACUGUAAAAGAGAACAUCAUUUUUGGACACCGAUAUGAUUCGCUUUUUUAUGAAAAGACUGUCAAGGCGUGUGCGCUUGUUGCUGAUUUCGCACAGCUGCCCGAUAGGGACGAGACCGUCGUUGGUGAGAGGGGCAUUUCCCUGAGUGGUGGCCAGAAGGCCCGAGUUGCCCUUGCGCGGGCUGUCUAUGCGCGGGCUGAUAUCUACUUACUCGACGAUUGCUUGUCCGCGGUAGAUUCUCAUGUCGGUAGGCAUAUCAUCGAGAACGUACUGGGCCCGAACGGUCUGCUCAAUUCUAAGUGCCGAGUUCUGGCUACCAAUGCCAUUACUGUUCUCUCGGAUGCGCACUAUAUAUAUCAGCUCAAGGACGGUGAGAUUACGGAAAGCGGGACGUUUCCCCAGCUAAUAGCUAUGAAAGGGGGUAUCGCGGAGCUCAUCAAGUCUACCGGACAAGAUUCUAGGUCAGCAUCCUUAGAAGUCAGCCCCGAAGGCUCGGGCAGCGAGACAUCUACCUACAUCGAACAGGAGAACGACCGGGACAAGGAGGAAAUAGAGGAGGCGCAAGAGAACAUUUCCGAACUAGCACCUAUAAGGUCGGGGCCGUCAAGCUCUGCACAAAUUCGGUCGGGAAGCAUGUCCACGUUGAGACGUGCGAGCGCGGCCAGCUUCAAGGGCCCCAGGGGAAAACUUCACGACGAGGAAGAACCGAGCGCCAAGACCAAGCAAGCCAAAGAGCACUUAGAGCAGGGAAAGGUCAAAUGGGAUGUCUACAUGGAAUACGCCAAAACCAACAACCUGGUAGCCGUUAGCAUCUACCUCCUAGCAUUAGUCGCGGCUCAGACAGCACAAAUUGGUGGCAGCUUCUGGCUCAAGAAUUGGGCGGAGGCGAACAGCAGGGCCAGAGGCAAUCCUGAUGUUGGGAAGUAUCUGGGCGUCUAUUUUGCUUUCGGAGUCGGUUCAUCUGCGCUAACCGUCGUCCAAACUCUGAUUCUAUGGAUAUUCUGCUCCAUCGAAGCAUCGCGGAAGCUGCACGAGAGGAUGGCGACGGCAAUUUUCAGGUCGCCAAUGUCGUUUUUCGACACCACCCCAGCAGGGAGGAUCCUGAAUCGCUUCUCGAGCGACAUCUACCGGUUGGAUGAGGUUCUGGCCAGGACCUUCAACAUGCUCUUCGUGAACGUGGCCCGCUCGGGUUUCACCCUGAUCGUCAUCUCCGUCACCACACCCGCUUUCGUGGCGUUGAUUAUCCCUCUGAGCGCAGUGUACUACUGGGUACAGCGAUACUACCUCAGGACGUCACGGGAGCUGAAGCGACUGGAUAGUGUCAGCAGGAGUCCUAUAUAUGCGCACUUCCAAGAAUCUCUUGGUGGUAUCAGCACAAUUCGCGCGUACCGACAACAGGAGCGAUUUGAAAAGGAGAACGAAUGGCGUGUCGAUUCGAAUCUGAAGGCUUACUUCCCGUCGAUCAGCUCCAACAGGUGGCUGGCCAUUCGCCUAGAGCUUCUAGGUGCCAUCAUCAUCCUCGCAGCCGCCGGAUUUUCCAUCAUCUCCGUCACAAACCAUGGCCGCCUGACUGCCGGUAUGGUAGGCUUGGCUAUGUCGUACGCUCUGCAAAUCACGACAUCGCUCAACUGGAUCGUCCGCCAGACGGUGGAGGUGGAGACAAACAUUGUAUCCGUGGAACGAGUCCUCGAAUACGCCCGCCUACCAAGCGAGGCCCCUGAAAUUAUCCCCAGGCACCGGCCCCCAGUCUCUUGGCCCGCAAACGGGGCAGUCCAGUUUCACAACUACAGUACCCGUUACCGUCCCGGCCUAGAUCUAGUGCUGAAGAAUAUCAAUGUGGAUAUCCAGUCUCACGAGAAGAUCGGUGUCGUGGGACGGACGGGGGCCGGCAAGUCUUCCUUGGCGUUGGCACUCUUCCGUCUGAUCGAGCCAGCUACCGGAAAUAUAAGCAUAGACAGCCUAGACACUUCUACGAUUGGGUUAUUAGACUUGCGACGUCGUCUCGCCAUCAUCCCCCAGGACGCAGCUCUAUUCGAAGGCACGGUUCGGGACAACUUAGAUCCAGGCCACGUUCAUGACGACACGGAGCUCUGGAGCGUGCUAGAUCACGCACGGCUAAAGGAGCAUGUCACGAGUAUGGAUGGCGGGUUGGAAGCAAAGAUCAAUGAAGGAGUUCUCUACGAAAUCUCUCGCAACAAUAUCCUCUCAUCUCCUCCCUUGUCUCUCGGGCCGUUUGAUCGCGUAUGCAGGAUGGACGCAUUGGCUAACGCAUCAUUUCGCAUAGGAUCGAACUUAUCGGCGGGCCAGAGACAAUUAAUCUCUCUAGCUCGUGCGAUGCUCACGCCGUCUAACAUACUCGUAUUAGAUGAAGCGACUGCUGCCGUCGACGUCGAGACGGACGCUAUGAUCCAGAAUACGCUACGCUCUCCGCUCUUCUCACAUCGUACAAUCAUAACAGUAGCUCAUCGCAUCAACACUAUCCUCGACAGCGAUAGGGUAGUGGUUCUCGACAAGGGAGAAGUAGCCGAGUUUGACACGCCGCAGGCUCUCAUUCAGAGGAGGGGCGCAUUCUACGGGCUCGUUAAGCAAGCCGGCCUAGAUACAGAGUAAUCGUGAACCGACGCCCUCAGGGUUAAGGCAGAGACUGUUUGCAAAUUGUCGGAUCACUGCCUGUCUCCAAAUGAGCGCCAGGCCACGUAAUAAAAUAGCCUAGGAUACCCGAGUGGCGCUCAAAAGCCCAGCUGAAUUGGUUGUAGGGCACGUCAGGGUAAAAGUAGCAGCCAAUAAAAUACAGGUGUUGAGGGAGAACGUAUAUCUUCUGGCAUUCCGAGAUGGUGAUGACAACCAGGGCGAUGAUGUC
This is a messenger RNA of Durotheca rogersii, 5238 nucleotides long. Its product is annotated as ABC transporter type 1, transmembrane domain-containing protein. The transcript is spliced from 7 exons. Gene Ontology annotation, molecular function: ATP binding; ATP hydrolysis activity; ABC-type transporter activity. The coding region runs from base 240 to 4988 and encodes 1582 amino acids. Lineage: Eukaryota; Fungi; Ascomycota; Sordariomycetes; Xylariales; Xylariaceae. Gene Ontology annotation, biological process: transmembrane transport. Gene Ontology annotation, cellular component: membrane. The record is from RefSeq and is a predicted model, not a curated record.